Centrocercus urophasianus (Greater sage-grouse) is the source of this 5904-nucleotide messenger RNA. RefSeq names its product solute carrier family 6 member 4 (gene SLC6A4). The coding region runs from base 487 to 2487 and encodes 666 amino acids. NCBI's taxonomy places the organism in Eukaryota, Metazoa, Chordata, Aves, Galliformes, Phasianidae. The transcript is spliced from 14 exons. The record is from RefSeq and is a predicted model, not a curated record. Gene Ontology annotation, cellular component: plasma membrane; neuron projection. Gene Ontology annotation, biological process: sodium ion transmembrane transport; serotonin uptake. Gene Ontology annotation, molecular function: serotonin:sodium:chloride symporter activity; serotonin binding.
GCUGUCACAGCACCGCUGAGCCGCUCCCCUCGCCCUCUGCCUCCAUUGGAUCACGCUCCUUCCAGCAGCUUAAGUGGAGCCACCCACCUCUAGGAGGAAAACCGAGCUGCAGCCCUGGUGAAACAUAAAGUUUAUUUCACUAAAGUGACGCAAAAAUUCUUAAAGAGCUCUUUGGCAGCAGAUUAUCUGCAAAUCAGACCAUGUGAGGGGGACUGGUGUACAAAAAGCUCCCCGAGGUGCUGCGCUGCACACAGGCUGCGUGCUGGGAUCUGCAGCAGAUGUGGGUGAAGGAGAGCUGAGAGGAAAGCACCGCACACCUGGCUGAAGGACAGAUGGUGUUCGUGCCUUCAGUCUGAUGGAUUUAAAUAUGGAAGGGAAAUUCUGAGAGCACUGGGAAUACACUGGAAAUAAAAGCGUGGGAAAAUAAGCUGAAGGGGACUGAGUGCUGCUGCCUGUGUGCAACUGGGCAGGGGAAACCUUGGAAAAAUGGAAAAAAAGGCAACAAGCAACGAGACUCAGCUGCUGACUUCCAAGAAAGGUACCUCAGACUGUAACGAAGGAGAAGAUUGUAAAGAGAACGGACUGCUGAUCAAGAACCCUAAAUCUGCCCUACGGCUCAUGGAGGAUGGGAAUAAAAUCCAUCCCGGGCAGGGAAAUAAGGAGGAGGCAGCUCAGAUCUCAAAUGGCUAUUCGGGAGUUCAGAGCUCCGUGCCUUGCAAUGGGGUGGGAGAGGUGGAGGACGCGCAGUGCACCAACCCAGCAGCCACAACCACCACAGCCACCACGUGUGGAGCAGAGGGCCAGCAGCAGCUGAUGGAGCUGGAAGACAGAGAGACCUGGAGUAAAAAAAUUGACUUUCUGCUCUCUGUCAUUGGAUACGCGGUGGAUCUGGGAAACGUGUGGAGAUUUCCUUACAUAUGCUAUCAGAAUGGAGGAGGAGCAUUCCUCAUUCCUUACACAAUCAUGGCCAUCUUCGGUGGUAUUCCGCUCUUCUAUAUGGAAUUAGCACUAGGACAGUACCACAGGAAUGGCUGUAUUUCAAUUUGGAGAAAAAUAUGUCCUAUAUUCAAAGGCAUUGGCUUUGCCAUCUGUGUCAUAGACCUCUAUGUAGCCUCCUAUUACAACACCAUCAUGGCGUGGGUCUUCUACUACCUCGUGUCCUCCUUCACGACGGAGCUGCCGUGGACCAGCUGCAAUAAUGCAUGGAACACAGGCAACUGCACUACCUACUUCAGCAAGGACAACAUCAGCUGGGCCCUGCACUCCAUCUCUCCUGCAGAAGAAUUUUAUACCCGCCAAGUUCUACAGGUGCACAGGUCCAAUGGGCUGGAUGACCUGGGGGGCAUUAGCUGGCAAUUGACCCUCUGUUUAUUGUUAAUCUUCAUCAUUGUAUACUUCAGCAUCUGGAAAGGGGUCAAAACAUCUGGCAAGGUGGUGUGGGUCACAGCCACGUUCCCCUACGUCAUACUUUUUAUCCUGCUAGUGAGAGGGGCGACUCUGCCCGGUGCCUGGAGAGGUGUCCUCUACUACCUGAAACCUGAAUGGCAGAAGCUCCUGGCCACUGAGGUUUGGGUGGAUGCAGCAGCUCAGAUUUUUUUCUCCCUCGGCCCAGGGUUUGGGGUCCUGUUGGCUUAUGCCAGCUACAACAAAUUCCAUAACAACUGCUACCAAGAUGCCCUGGUUACCAGCACUGUGAACUGCCUGACCAGCUUCGUGUCCGGGUUUGUCAUUUUCACUGUGCUGGGGUACAUGGCUGAGAUGAGGAAUGAAGAUGUGUCGGAGGUUGCCAAAGACAUGGGACCCAGUCUGCUCUUCAUUACCUACGCUGAAGCCAUUGCAAACAUGCCUGCCUCAACUUUCUUUGCCAUCAUAUUUUUCUUGAUGUUACUCACGCUGGGAUUAGACAGCACGUUUGCAGGAUUAGAGGGAGUGAUUACAGGAGUACUGGAUGAAUUCCCACAUGUCUGGAGCAAGCGCAGGGAAUUCUUUGUCCUCGGACUGAUCAUCAUUUGCUUUUUGGGGUCGUUGGCAACCCUGACCUUUGGAGGCGCCUAUGUGGUGAAGCUGUUUGAGGAAUACGCCACAGGCCCAGCUGUGCUAACAGUGGUGUUCCUGGAAGCGGUGGCAGUGGCCUGGUUCUACGGCAUUACCCAGUUUUGCAAUGAUGUGAAAGAAAUGCUGGGCUUCACCCCGGGCUGGUACUGGCGAGUGUGCUGGGUGGCAAUCAGUCCCAUCUUCCUGUUGUUUGUCACUUGCAGCUUUCUGUCCAACCCUCCUGAGCUACGGCUUUUCGAUUACAACUAUCCCUACUGGACCACAGUAGUGGGCUACUGCAUAGGAACCUCUUCCAUCAUCUGCAUCCCGAUCUACAUGGUUUAUCGGUUGAUCAUCACUCCCGGAACAUUUAAGGAGCGUAUUCUGAAAAGCAUUACUCCAGAAACAGCCACAGAAAUUCCUUUUGGAGACAUCCGCAUGAACGCAGUGUAAGCUAACCUGCUUUGUGGGGAGAGAGGGGAAGCACAGAAAAGAACUUUCCACCCAAGGAAUUAUGCUUCCAGCUGAGAUAACAACGGGGUGAGUUUUCUGUGGAGGUUCUGACACUGACAACGGACAUUUGGAAACAUGAUGCCUCCAACACAUCUAUCCAAGCAAUUCAAUGAAACCUGCCAUGCACUUCUAACCAGACUGACCUGGGAACCAACUCAUUCUGGAAACACGAGGAUGUCUGUGUGUGUGAAGAUGGCACAACAGUGGGGCUGUUGCAGAAGCCUCUCUAGGAUGAGCAGCAGCGGUAGGAUUAGGUUUAGAAUCUCAAGUCUGUGGCAGUUCUCCUGUAUCUUCCUCAGUGUAAUCGUUCGUACCGGGCAAUGUUGUAUUUGCUUCUAAGGUUCUAAUUGCUUCAACUACAUUGAAAAAUACAAAAAUAUUUCCAAUAGCCAUAUAUUACUCAAGUAACACAGGGUUUUAUAAACUAAUCAGUAAGUUCUCCAACUCCUGGGUUUGUAGUGGAGUCGUCAGAGGAAGAGGCAGCAAUCUCCAGCAGCACUAUACGCAGCUCUGCACAAAUCAGCAUGCACAUUUGGUAACGUUAUCCUCCUCAUUUCAUUUGUAGAUCGUAUGUUUCUGUUGUUUCUUGUUUAAGGCUACAAAACCAGUUUUUGUAAUGUGGGCUUCGUAGUCAAGCAACAAAAAGGUUCACAGGUCAUCUGACAAGCACUGAAGCUGCUAGCACAGCUAAGCUACAUGUUCACAAAAUCCUUGUACUCGCAGACCGUGCUUUUAUACCCAAGGAAACUAUAUACCAAUAAUGAAUUACUUUGAGCUCAGAUGUCAAAAAGUGGACUCUCACAGAUCUGCUUUUCUUUGUUUAUUUUUUAAAUUUCAGUUCCUCAGCUAAGAUUGGCUGGAGCCUGUGGCUUUCUCUAUUGUUUCCUGGUACAGACCUCAAGUUUAGAGCAACCCUUUUGGCUGGCUGACAGAAGUACGUUUACACAAACCUACUGCCAAGACUUACUAGCUCCUACUCUUAUGUGAAUACAUUUGGUUUUCACCCUGAAGAAUAACAGUAGGGUUUUUUCUUUAACAAGCAGUUGAGUUCAUCAGGAGAUUCUGAUCAGAACUGAUUGCAUUAGAUUUUGAAGCACUGAUGACAUACAAACUAACUAACUUUCAUGUAUGUACUAACCUUGCCAUAUUAUAUCUGUACAUAUGCCCCCAGCAGUUUACAGCUGCUCUAUAAACUGACCAUCACUGCCAAAUCAGCUGGAGGACAGCAGUUUUGCUGCAGUUACAUGGGAAUUUAGAUAAACCUGAACAGUCAUAGUCUAUGUGAAGACACUGCAUUUUCACUCUACCAUGUAGGUUAUAAAAGUCUAAGAAAAGUAGAAUAGAACAUAAGAGCCUCUGCUGCAUUUCAUGCUUUACUUACAAAUUAAUGACACGAUACAUGCACACGUAGCAGCAGGCACUGAGAAACCUACUGAGAGUUUACAUCAGUACAAAGCAUGUAAGAAAGCAGGGGAGGUGAUUCUAUGAUUGCCUUCUGAAAGCAGUCACCUCACUUCCACCACUGCUACUGACCCGAGUUCCCUUAUCUUUAGCACUCAAUCCCAACAAGGAAAUAACCCUAAGGAACAAGGGCUGUUCUGUGCAAAUUACAAACAAAGGCCUCCUGCACUAUUUUUUAAGAGGGAGUCUGUUCUUGCACUGCCACCAGAAAAACAAAACAAAUUUGUCUUACUGGAUGCUUACUCAUACAGAAUAGUUUUGAAGGUUAGCCCUGCAGGCCCUCUGAAAACUACUUCCAAAAUGUCUUCGUGGUGAGGAAAAGUUCAUCUAGAUAUGCACUACGAUUUCAAAUUGCCAAUCAGAGAAAAUUACUGAUUGUUUUUAAUGAACUUUCCUGUUAUGAGUACAUUCCUUGGAAAAAAAAAAAAAAAAUACACAUAAAACAUCAAUUAAAAAUGAACAACGUCUGUAUUCAGUAUCAAGUGUGGGAAAUAAAGGAGGAAAUACCACACACCUCUGUUCUUCAGACUGCUGCCCAUCUAUUGUGAGGUACCUUUCUCCCUCCAUGCUUGUUUUAAGCAGAUCUUUCUCACGGACCAAUUUUUGGCCAGUUGAUGCUGUUUCCUACUAGGCUCAUCAAAUAAAUAAUCUUACAGUUCCAAUUUUUAGCAGUUUUUGCACAUCCACUUGCAAAAGUCUCUUCAAACAGACAUUCUGCUGCCUUUAAUUAAGAGCAGUGACAGUACAGCAGAAUUAGUUGCAUUAAACAUCAGCACUGUCUGCAUCAAAGCUAAAGUUUCUCCUUGAGCUCUUGCAAACAAACUGAAGCUGGGACUGUUACUCCUAAUGGAAUAAUUUGCAGAGUAAUUAAUAACUGCUAAAACAACUGCUUCUUAGUGUGCAAUACUUCUGACAUGGUCUUCCUUUGGAACAGCAUUUUAAAUGGCAAAAGAGGCAUCUGUAGUUUGUAUUGAGACACUACAUACAGUGCCACACACGCUGCCUUUCUGGGAGGUGGUAGCACAGAAUUCUCAUGAGCUGCCCAAGAAAUGCCAUGUUUUUCUAGUGGAAGCCAAAAAAGCCCCAGGUUCCCUCAGUCUGAAUUUCUCAGCUGAAAAAUCCAGACAAACACACCCUGACUACAGGUGUACUGUAGGAGAUGAAAGUUACUGAAAUCACCUGCAGACAGACAGAAAAAGCAAUGCAGAUAGCAAAGGCACAGGACAGAAAGCACUGUCAGAGAUAGGCAGCCCUGAAGAUCAGCAGGGACAUCACAUCUCCAUCCUCUUUUCACCAGGACAGUCCAGCGCAGGGUCUGUAUGGGAACCGAGGGUAAGGAAGCCCUCAAGUAAACUAACAAGUUCUCCCUUCCCAAGUAGCACAAAGAUAAAACCAUCUGUGUUUUCAUUCCAAUUAAGGUGAAUUAGCAAUGAUUCAGUUCCGGUUUAUUUUUGGAUGCAUAUUGGUUUCAGCUUUUCUAUGUCUUUUUCUUAUGAAAGUUCAUUUCAUGCUAUCUCUGAUAACUUUGUUUGUCUGAAACACAAUUAAUUAGAUACCAAAUGGGCUGCACUGCAAUUCCAAGUGUUAGAGGCAAGGAAAUCCCUUCUCCUCAGCUCACAUUCCACUUAUCUGCCACACCAGUACACCCCACUCUAUGAGGAACACUGAAAAAGGAGUUAAUGAAAUUGCUAAUGGAGGAACGCGUUCCUUUCAAGCAGGAAUUAAACUGGAGUUUUAGCUGUACAGAAUUAGGCAUUCCCUCCAACUUUUACAUGGAUGCAUCUGUAUUAAUUUAUGCAGCUGUUUAGUUACAAGUGUUGCAAGCUGAUUGUAAGUUAUCAGUAUGUGCCUUGUACUGUAAACUGUCAUUGUAAUAAAUUUAAUAAUCAUAAUCCA